GUGUGCCCUCAGUGAGGGCAUCGCAGCCCCGUGGCCAGGUUGUCAGAUUCCAGAAACUCAAAAAAAAAAAAAGGACAGGAACACGGAUUCGGCCGUGAAAAUGGCAAGAUACAUUCCCCGUCCUAAACGUUGGCACGCUCCCAAAGCGAGAGCGUCCUCCUCGUAUGAUGUAAACAGGGGGCGUUCGACAUCCCCGAGGAGGGGUGGAGGUGAUUCGAGUACCAAGUCGACCAGGGAGGAAACAGAGGAGAUAAGAGGCCAGAUCGAGGAACUGAACAAGAACCUUGCAUCAGUCUCGGAGUUUGUCCUUGCGGAGAAAGGUAGGAAGGCCGAAGAGGAACGCCUGCGUAUUGAAGCAGAAGCCGAAGCCGAACGACUGGAAGCUGAGCGAAAAGCGUGUGAGAGGAAGGAGCAGACGCGACUGGAGAAACGACAACGGGAUGAACAACGAGAUGCAGAAAUUGACAAGAAGUUGGAGAUUCAACUGGCGAUCAAGACGGGUGAUUUCUUCGAUCGUAUGGAGGCCAAUUUGGUGCCAGUAUUGGAUUUUGUGCACAAAGCGAAGCCGGCGAAGAAACAAGUUCACGCACCUGAUGAUUCCGAGGAUCGGAGUGGUGACAAUGCGACUAAGGAAAUUCGUACCCGUACACGUGGCCUGACUAUAAACGAGAAGAGAAAGAGGGGACCAGAGGUGGUUGUUGAUGAUAGCCCACCAAUAACUACCCCUGCCAAGCGCAGUUUGCGUCGGACGGACGCAAAGAAGAAGACGUCCACCCCGGGCCGGGUCACGCGAUCGAAGGCGAAGAUGAAAACUAAGCUAUCCCCAUAUGCUGAGAAGUUCAAGAAGACCCCGGGUAGGCCAAGUACACUCGAGAAACCGCGGUAUCGGAAUCAGCAGAUGGAGGAACCACGAUCACUUGAUGUCCUCGGAGUACAGGGUAUCUGCAAGGAUGAGCAAGUGGUCUACAACGGUGAGAUCGAUGCAAUGCGCUUUGGUGAUGUCGAACCCAUUGGUCUGCCGACCACGAUUGACCAACUUGGUGACGAGUCAACGACUUUGGAAACUGAAGAUGCUGAGCAAGAUGUUUGAUGGAUCUAGGGGUCAAACGAGAUAUGGCAGAUAGUUGAUUGGCUGACUAAGUACCGAAGUACUUUGAAGACCACGGACCGGUGUGCAAAGGAAUUGCUUCGACUGUGUGUUCUUGUGUUGAGAUUUCAGAAGGAGAUUAGGUGGAAUGGUAAGUUAGUCGACGCAUGGCGUAACCUAUUGGACACGUAUGGUACUGAUUUUCUAUAGUCGAGUAACGUCGUGUAUAUUGCUGUCUCUCCUUAUUGUAAGCAUCAGUACGUAGGAAAAACAACAGGUAAUGUAGAUAUCCGUUGGCGAGAGCACUUGGUCCGAUGUUGUGGUAAUAAACACGCUCAUUUUCA
Chara braunii is the source of this 1431-nucleotide messenger RNA. NCBI's taxonomy places the organism in Eukaryota, Viridiplantae, Streptophyta, Charophyceae, Charales, Characeae. The record is from the annotation of a GenBank genome assembly.